AUGCCGGUUCCGCAUCUCCGCCGGACUUCCCAGGCCAGCAGAUCGUCUAUGGAAGAUUCCCCGCCAAGUGGGGAGGAUGAGCUCGUCGAGCCCGAUCAGGGAAAUGUCCUUUCGCAUAUCAUUUCCCAGCUACGGCCAGGUGCUGACCUGAGUCGAGUCGUCUUACCGACGUUCAUCCUCGAGCCCCGGUCCAUGCUGGAGCGAAUCACCAACUUCAUGGCCCACCCGGAAACCCUCCUCCCCAUGACGACGAUUGACGAUCCGGUCGAGCGCUUUGUCUCCGUGGUCAAGUUUUACUUGAGUGGAUGGCACAUCAAACCGCCAGGAGUGAAGAAACCGCUCAACCCCGUGCUUGGAGAAACCUUCACCUGCCACUGGGAUUAUACCGACGGAACCCGCGGCUACUACAUCUCCGAACAGACUUCCCACCACCCGCCGAAGUCGAGCUAUUUCUUUGCUGCACCGGAACAUCAUAUUCGCAUUGAUGGAACACUUAAGCCCCGCAGCAAGUUUUUGGGUAACUCCGCAGCCAGUAUGAUGGAAGGUAUCGCCAUUUUGCGGCUGAUGAACCACGGCAAAGACAAAGAGAAAGGCGAGAGAUAUAUUCUGACCCAACCCAAUAUGUACGCGCGCGGAAUCCUUUUCGGGAAGAUGAAGUAUGAGCUUGGCGAUCACAGCUACGUGCGCUGUCCUGAGAACCACCUCGUGGCCGACAUCGAGUUCAAGACCAAGGGCUAUUUUUCCGGUACUUAUAAUGCAAUUGGAGGAACAAUCAAGAAUGAACAGACUGGAGAGGUUUUAUAUGAAUUAUCUGGACUUUGGAAUGGGGAGAUGCACCUGAAGGAUGUUCACACCCACAAAAAAGACAUCUUGUUCGAUGCUACACACGCAAAGCACACAGCUCCUGUGGCUCGCCCCAUUGAGGAACAGGGAGAGCGUGAGUCACAGCGUUUAUGGAAAGAUACUGUCAACGCUAUUUUGGCCCGAAACCACGAAGCUGCAACAGACGAAAAGACCAAGAUCGAAGACCGCCAACGAGACGAGGCCGCCAAGCGCGCGGACGAAGGAAUCGAGUGGCGUCCUCGGCUCUUCCGUCGCAUCCAAGGCGGCCCCGGUGGACCGGACGAGGGUGAGGAGGAUCUCGACUGGAUUAUCAAUGCCCAUGUGGACAUGCGCGACCCCGAAGUCGCUGACAAGCAGAUCCUCGCAAUCGCACCCAUCGUCCAAGGUCAGAAGGAGUCAUCCCAGCAUAUCCCUCCGCAACCAGCUAAUGCCUCCCCCGCAGGCUCCGAGACAAAAAGUGAUGCCUCCCAGAGCACCGUGCAACGGAAAGACACACAAACAUCAGAAGUGGAGAAGUUUGUAGACGCCAAAGAAUCCUCAUAA
Penicillium paradoxum is the source of this 1386-nucleotide messenger RNA. RefSeq names its product OSBP family protein. The record is from RefSeq and is a predicted model, not a curated record. The coding region runs from base 1 to 1386 and encodes 461 amino acids. NCBI's taxonomy places the organism in Eukaryota, Fungi, Ascomycota, Eurotiomycetes, Eurotiales, Aspergillaceae. Gene Ontology annotation, molecular function: sterol binding. The transcript is spliced from 9 exons. Gene Ontology annotation, cellular component: cytosol; membrane; intracellular membrane-bounded organelle.